GCAACUGCGGCAGCGUGUUAUAUUUGUCUAUACAUACGGAGGAGGCUCAUACAGUUUCGUUUUGGAGUUACAUUGCGCACACGUGAAAGGACGAAAAGCAACAAUUGCAUCUCUCGGCACCGCUACAAGGCUAUGCUAUCCGCAUCAUCCGCACCUUACUGAGUAAUGUUCAUAAACGAGUGGGCGACCACUCACGGAGGACACACAAAAACGGUCUCUGUUUGAGAUGAACAGUUCUCGAGAAUGGAGAAACAAUCGCCCUCAGAAGACCCUCCUAGGAAACCUCAGGGCAACAGAGACGUCACGUUUCAACCUAUCUCGUCUGAUGUCACAUCACCAAGGUCGACAAGCGCCGCCAAUUCGAGGAGUUCCACGCCCAUUAAGGGGAUGGACUUAGAAGCAUGCUUUUCGGAAGACAUCACGGACGGUCCGCCUCCAAUGUACUCCGCCGCAGUCCAGAUGUCCAAUAAGAAACAUGGCCCAGUGAUGAUGUCGAGAACUCUCUCUGUGGUGUCGUUAAUAUCGAAUCGUGGGACGGAGAAAAUAAGGUGGACGAAGCUUCAAAAGACUACGCUCUUCUGUCUUUGCUUGGUCAACUUUACGAGCUACCUCAGUUACUCUGUGAUUGCACCAUUUUAUCCGCAAGAGGCAUCAUUAAAAGGUAUGAGAGAAGCUACAUCUGGGUUUGUUUUCAGCGUCUAUGCUCUGACGAUGAUGGCUUUUUCACCCAUCUUUGGCAAGUUGGUGCCUCUGGUUGGAACCAAAACCAUAUUCUAUGGUGGAAUAUUUUUUGCCGGAGCCGCUAACACUAUGUUUGGGCUUCUUAAUAUGGUGGACGACACAUUGUUGUUUACGGUUCUUUCGUUUGUUGUUCGGAUUUUCGAAGCCGUCGGAGCAGCAGCAUUUGGAACUGCAUCGUACACCAUUGUUCUUAAUUUAUAUCCAGACCACAUCAGUACAGUUUUUGGUAUUAUUGAAACAUGUGUGGGCAUAGGGAUGAGCCUGGGCCCUGCUAUCGGCGGAGUGCUCUACAGUGCUGGUGGAUUUGGGCUUCCGUUCUACAUCCUUGGCAGCUGUGUCCUCACAACGCUUCCAGUCAGCUGGAUGUUAAUGAGACAUAUCACAGUGCAGUCUACCGCAACUAGGCAGGAAUCCUACUUGACUUUGCUCAGAGUGCCUCAAGUCAUUGUUGUCUGCAUCAUUCUUGUUGUGGGUUCACAGUCACAGGGUUUUGUGGAACCUACAUUAGAGCCGCACAUGCGCAAGGAAUUUGGCGCCGAAGCUGAUAUUGUGGGCGUCUUUUUUCUCAUCCUGGCUGCAACAUUCUCUAUCAGUUCACCAAUUGUUGGGUGGAUUUGUAUGAAAACCGAGCAGCGAAUACCAAUGAUGGUUGUAGGGCUAGUUUUGAUGUCUGGGACUCAGCUUUUCAUGGGACCAGCACCUUUCUUGGGUAUACCGAGCAAUAUGUGGAUGACCCUGGUCACAGUGGCACUCUUGGGGUCUUCCUUUGCCAUUGCGUACGUGCCAACCAUGGAGAGCAUAAUUCAUGCUGCUGUUGCUGGUGGAAUGCAAGACGACGUGGCAACCUAUGGCCUCGUGUCCGGCUUGUGGUCGUCGAUGUACUCCUUAGGAGAAGUCCUGGGACCUUCUAUUGGUGGAGUGUUCUUAGACGUGGUCGGCUUUCCUUGGGCCAGCACCAUCAUAUCAGGCGUAUCCCUGUGCACAGCAAUGAUGGGAAUCAUUUACUGGUUCUGUGCAAAGAAGACAGAUACGGAAUCCUUCUGGUACACCAAUGGCAUUUCUGACAGUGGCAUUGGUGACGACGCCAGCAUUGAAUCUGAACCAGCUGGAGAAACUACAGCACUUCUGGCAAGCUCUGAGCAACAGGUCAAGUACAACUCGCUGUGAAAUUAGGAAGUUUAUGCACUGGAUUACACAGUUCCAAACUGUUUUUAAAUUUAGGUGCACCACACGAAAUUACUUGGAACAAAAAUUUCAUAGUCGGUGAACAAAACUCCAUACUUUAUGCGGAUUAGUUUAAAUUCAAAGUUUUAGCUGUUUUUUAAUAACUGAUGGGCUUUUUUAUGGCAUGUGUGGUGUUUGCUAUAAAUUACAAAGAAGACUACUUCUGAUGAUACAGACUAUCGGAUGAGGAAACUAAUUUGAUUCCAUUCAGACAUCUUGGGUUGAGUGCUUUUCAUUUGUCUGAUUCUUUCUGCUCAUUGUAUUUUCUAUAGAAACAUUGUACAUACUUAAGUUGAUAGUACGUUUUCAUUGAUAAACCUUCAUAGCCAGCAUUUCUAUCAGCAAGUGACAGAGAAAGCAGUCAAAGUAUUUGUCUCAGAAAUGCAAUCAUGACAUAGUCCUAGUUAAAGCAUGUUUUAUAAACUUGAUAAAAUGUUAGUUGCCACACAAAACAACCAGCUGAUGGAAUGUUACAUGAUGUUUCAUGUAUACAUUCCUUAUUUUUGUUAACAUCUCCUUUACACUGUUGUCAGAAGUUGUAUUAAAAAAAAAAGUACAUCUUGA
Molecule: messenger RNA, 2529 nt
Organism: Ornithodoros turicata
Lineage: Eukaryota; Metazoa; Arthropoda; Arachnida; Ixodida; Argasidae
Product: MFS-type transporter SLC18B1-like
Exons: 14
Coding region: 244-1908 (554 amino acids)
Biological process (GO): transmembrane transport
Molecular function (GO): transmembrane transporter activity
Source: RefSeq, a predicted model, not a curated record